AUGGGUCGAGUUUCGUUCGCCGAAGAUACCAAAUUGCCUGACGAGACCUACAUCGAAGAAGAACCCACAAAGCUCUUCGAGUACCAAGAUGGCCCGGAGAACAAGUCUUGGGCGGGUGCGCUUCCCUUGAAGCAGGGUCUCUACGACCCUUCGCUGGAGAAGGAUGCUUGCGGUGUGGGUUUUGCCGCUCACAUCAAGGGCAAGGCUAGCCACAAGAUCGUUACCGAUGCGCGUUCACUGCUAUGCAACAUGACCCAUCGUGGUGCCGUGGGUUCAGACGCACGAGAUGGCGACGGUGCAGGUGUCAUGACCUCCAUCCCUCACCGUUUCUUCCUCAAGGAGUUUGAGCGCGAGCAGGGCUACAAGCUACCUGCGCUUGGCGAAUACGCCACGGGCAAUCUGUUCUUCAAACCAGAUGCCACAAUCUUGGAGGAGACCAAGACCAUGUUCGAGGACGUCGCAGAUCAGCUCGACCUGCGAGUACUUGGGUGGCGAAGGGUGCCCCGCGACUCUACAUUGCUCGGUCCUGCUGCGCUCUCGCGAGAGCCCAUCAUCCUGCAGCCCUUCGUGGUCCUGAAGGCGGCUUACGGAGACGCACGGCAGCCCAAGGAGGAUUUCGAGAAGACCUACGAUGCUGGCUACUUCGAGCGUCAACUCUAUGUCCUGCGCAAGCGUUCUACACACGUCAUCGGUCUGCACAACUGGUUCUACAUCUGCUCCCUGAGCAACAAGAACAUUGUCUACAAGGGUCAGCUGUCACCUGUCCAGGUUUACGAGUACUACCACGACCUACUCAACGUCGACUACGAGGGUCACUUUGCACUGGUGCACUCUCGAUUCUCCACCAACACAUUCCCUUCAUGGGACCGCGCUCAGCCUCUGCGAUGGGCAGCUCACAACGGUGAGAUCAAUACAUUGCGAGGAAACAAGAACUGGAUGCGAGCACGUGAGGGCGGCAUGAAGUCCAGCCUUUUUGGCGACGAGCUUGAUCUGCUCUACCCCAUCAUCGAGGAUGGUGGUUCCGACUCUGCAGCUUUCGACAACGUUCUCGAGCUGCUCACCAUCAACGGUGUCCUGUCUCUGCCGGAAGCGGUCAUGCUCAUGGUUCCUGAGGCAUGGCAGGGAAACCACACCAUGGAUCCCGCCAAGCAGGCUUUCUACGAAUGGGCCGCUUGCAUGAUGGAGCCUUGGGAUGGCCCUGCUCUCUUCACAUUCUCAGACGGCCGCUACUGCGGUGCGAACCUGGACCGUAACGGUCUGCGACCCUGCCGUUACUACGUCAUGGACGACGACCGCAUCGUCUGCGCGUCUGAAGUCGGUACCAUCUCCAUUGACCCCGAGCGGGUGGUUCAGAAGGGCCGUCUGCAGCCCGGUAAGAUGUUGCUCGUCGACACUGUCGCUGGACGCAUUGUCGACGAUGCCGAGCUCAAGAAGUCGGUCUCUGAGCGCAGCGACUUCAGCGCAUGGAUUGAGAGGAACCUCCUCACCCUGCCUAAGAUCGUCAAGGCUGUCAGCGAGAAGGGCCUUGACCUCUCGUACACGAUCACAGAGUCCAAGCUUCACGAGGACUCUCGCCUGCGAGCAUUCGGCUACUCACUCGAGCAGGUCAGCUUGCUCCUUGGACCCAUGGCCGCCGACUCCAAGGAGGCCCUCGGAUCCAUGGGCAACGAUGCUCCUCUUGCUUGUUUAGCUACUCAGCCCCGUCUGCUCUACGAGUACUUCCGCCAGCUGUUCGCACAGGUUACAAACCCUCCCAUCGACCCUAUUCGCGAGGCUAUUGUCAUGUCUCUCGAGGCUUACGUCGGUCCCCAGGGCAACCUUUUGGAAAUGGAUGAGUCUCAGUGCCACCGAAUGCUUCUGCCUUCGCCUGUUCUGUCUGUUGAGGAGUUCACAGCCAUGACCAACACGCACACUCUGUACUCUGACUGGACAGUAAAGAGCAUCGAUAUCACUUUCGCGAAGAGCGAGGGCGUCGAGGGCUACAUGAGCACUCUUGACCGCAUCUGCGAGGAGGCUGCUGAGGGUGUCAAGAACGGCGACAGCAUCAUCGUCUUGACCGACCGUGCGACAUCCAAGGACCGUGUUCCUGUAUCUGCCUGCCUCGCCACUGGCAUGGUCCACCACCACCUCGUUCGCAACAAGUGGCGUUCCAACGUCGCUCUCGUCAUCGAGACCGGUGAGGCCCGUGAGGUUCACCACAUGUGUGUUCUCGUUGGAUACGGUGCUGACGCCAUCUGCCCUUACCUCGCCAUUGAGUGUAUCCUGAAGAUGCAUCGUGAGGGUGUAAUCCGAAAGAAGCUCUCCCCUGAGCAGCUCAUCGACAACUACAAGCACUCUUGCGACGGUGGUAUCUUGAAGGUCAUGUCUAAGAUGGGUAUCUCUACCCUUCAGUCUUACAAGGGAGCCCAGAUCUUCGAGGCUCUUGGUCUCGAUGACUCCGUUGUCGAUCGCUGCUUUACUGGAACUGCCUCUCGUAUCAAGGGUAUGACUUUCGAUCUCAUCGCCCAGGAUGCAUUGGCUCUUCACGAGAACGGUUUCCCAUCUCGCCCCAUCGUCACGGUCCCCGGCCUUGCUGAGACUGGUGAGUACCAUUGGCGUGAUGGUGGUGAGCCUCAUAUCAACGACCCUACUGCUAUGGCGAACAUCCAGGAUGCGGUCCGCACCAAGAACGACAAGUCGUACGAGGCUUACUCUAUCGCCGAGUACGAGCGCAUCAAGGACUGCACACUCCGUGGUCUUCUCGAUUUCAGCUUCGACGACCGCACACCUAUCCCCGUCGACCAGGUUGAGCCAUGGACAGACAUCGUUCGCCGUUUCGUCACCGGUGCCAUGUCCUACGGGUCCAUCUCUAUGGAGUCUCACUCUACCCUUGCUGUCGCCAUGAACCGUCUGGGUGGCAAGUCCAACACCGGCGAGGGUGGUGAAGACCCCGAGCGCAGCUUGCGCAUGGAGAACGGCGACACCAUGCGUUCUGCCAUCAAACAGAUUGCUUCCGGACGUUUUGGUGUUACAUCCAACUACCUCGCAGAUGCCGACGAGUUGCAGAUCAAGAUGGCCCAGGGUGCUAAGCCUGGUGAGGGUGGUGAGCUUCCUGGACACAAGGUGUCUGGCUCCAUUGCUAAGACUCGUCACUCGACUCCUGGUGUCGGUCUCAUUUCCCCUCCUCCUCACCACGACAUCUAUUCCAUCGAGGAUCUUAAGCAGUUGAUUUACGACCUGAAGUGCUCCAACCCCCGCGCUCGUGUCUCCGUCAAGCUCGUCUCUGAGACCGGUGUUGGUAUCGUCGCCUCUGGUGUCGCCAAGGCCAAGGCCGACCACAUUCUGAUCUCUGGUCACGAUGGUGGUACCGGUGCCUCUCGAUGGACUGGUAUCAAGUACGCUGGUCUGCCCUGGGAACUGGGUCUUGCCGAGACUCAUCAGACUCUCGUCCUGAACGACCUUCGUGGUCGUGUCGUUGUUCAGACUGAUGGUCAACUCCGUACCGGACGUGACGUUGCCAUCGCCUGUCUGCUUGGUGCCGAAGAGUGGGGGUUUGCUACCACUCCCCUGAUCGCCAUGGGCUGCAUUAUGAUGCGCAAGUGCCACUUGAACACCUGCCCUGUCGGUAUCGCUACCCAGGAUCCUGAGCUGAGGAAGAAGUUCUCUGGUACACCCGAGCACGUCAUCAACUUCUUCUACUACAUCGCCAACGAGCUCCGUGCCAUCAUGGCCAAGCUUGGCUUCAGGACCAUCAACGACAUGGUCGGCCACUGUGAGGUCCUGCACAUCCGCGAUGACCUUCGCACAGCCAAGACUGAGAACAUCGACUUGUCUUUGAUCUUGACUCCUGCGCACACUCUCCGCCCUGGUGUCGCCACCUUCAACGUGCGCAAGCAGGACCACCGUCUUCACGUGCGUCUUGACAACAAGCUUAUUGCUGAGUCCGAGCUUGCUCUUGAGAAGGGUCUGCCUGCUCGCAUUGAAUGCGAUGUUGUCAACACCGACCGUGCUCUUGGUGCAACGCUCUCCUACCAAGUGAGCAGACGCUACGGCGAAGCUGGCCUUCCUCAGGAUACUAUCCACGUCAACAUCCGUGGUUCCGCCGGUCAGUCUUUCGGUGCAUACCUUGCCCCUGGUAUCACUCUCGAGCUCGAGGGUGACGCCAACGAUUAUGUCGGCAAGGGUCUCUCAGGCGGUCGCCUGAUUAUCUACCCGCCGCGCACUGCAGUCUACCGUGCUGAGGAGAACGUCCUGAUCGGUAACGUCUGCUUGUAUGGUGCUACCCAAGGCACCUGCUUCUUCCGUGGUAUCGCCGCCGAGCGCUUCUGCGUCCGCAACUCCGGUGCCACUGCCGUUGUCGAGGGUGUCGGUGAUCACGCUUGCGAGUACAUGACAGGUGGUCGUGUUCUCGUCCUGGGCUCUACUGGUCGCAACUUCGCUGCCGGUAUGUCUGGUGGUAUCGCUUAUGUUCUCGACAUCCACCACGACUUCGAGCAGAAGGUCAACCAGGAGAUGGUUGAGCUCUCGCCCAUCGAGGAGCCCGAGGAGAUCGCGUUCGUCCGCGGUCUCAUCGAGGACCACCACCACUACACCGGCUCCGAGCUUGCUGCCCGUAUCUUGCUUGACUUCACCCGUGCCCUGCCUCGCUUCGUCAAGGUCAUGCCUGUUGACUACAAGCGCGUAUUGCUCGAGGAGAAGGCCAAGGCUGCUGAGAAGAAGCGAUCGGAAUACCCUCUCCCUCUUCUUGCUGGCAACCCCGUACGCGCUGCGCACGAGGACUCCCGCAAGAACGAGCAUGAGCACGAGGCUAAGGAGAAGAAGAAGGCUGAUCUGCUCGACAUUGAGGAGAGUAUCACCGACGCCAAGGCUGAAAAGAAAAAGGCACUUGUUCUUGACAAGACCCGCGGCUUCAUGAAGUACCAGCGCCGCUCUGAGAAGUACCGCAACCCCAAGACCCGUACUCGCGACUGGGCCGAGCUUUCGCAGCGCCUGAACGAGGACGAGCUCAAGUACCAGACUGCUCGUUGCAUGGACUGCGGUGUACCUUUCUGUCAGUCCGACACUGGUUGCCCGAUUAGUAACGUCAUACCGAAGUGGAACGAAUUGGUCUUCCAAGGACAGUGGCGAGACGCGCUGAACCGGCUUUUGAUGACUAACAAUUUCCCGGAAUUCACUGGUCGUGUUUGCCCUGCUCCUUGCGAGGGUGCUUGUGUACUCGGCAUUAACGAGGACCCCGUCGGUAUCAAGUCUAUCGAAUGUGCCAUUAUCGACCGCGGAUUCGAAAUGGGCUGGAUGGUGCCUACGCCACCCCAGGUCCGAUCUGGCAAGACUGUUGCCGUCAUUGGAUCUGGCCCUGCUGGUCUCGCCUGUGCUGAUCAGCUCAACAAAGCCGGCCACACCGUCACGGUCUACGAGCGUGCCGAUCGUUGUGGAGGUCUUCUUAUGUACGGCAUCCCCAACAUGAAGCUGGACAAGAAGGUUGUUCAGCGCCGUGUCGACUUCCUCGCUGCCGAAGGUGUGGACUUCAAGACUGGCGUUACUAUCGGCGAAGACGGCUCAGAAACUCUUGACUCCCUCCGUGAGAAGUACGAUGCUGUGGUCUUCGCCACGGGUGCUACGGUGGCACGUGACCUGCCCAUCCCCAACCGCAACCUGGAGGGUAUCCACUACGCUAUGCAGUUCUUGCACAAGAACACCAAGUCACUCCUCGACUCUGAGCUUGCCGACGACGCUUACAUCUCUGCCAAGGACAAGCACGUUGUCGUCAUUGGAGGUGGUGACACUGGUAACGACUGCAUCGGUACCUCCGUUCGUCACGGUGCCAAAUCUGUUGUCAACUUUGAGCUGCUGCCCCAGCCUCCAGCUGAGCGUGCCCGUGACAACCCGUGGCCACAGUGGCCUCGUAUCUUCAGGACCGACUAUGGUCACAACGAGGUUAAGACCCACAUGGGCAAGGACCCUCGUGAGUACUGUGUCAUGUCCAAGGAAUUUGUCGACGACGGAGCUGGCAAUGUAAAGGGUAUCAACACCAUCCGUGUCGAGUGGACCAAGUCUGCAUCUGGCGGCUGGGACAUGAAGCAGGUCGAAGGCAGCGAGCAGUUCUUCCCUGCUGACCUCGUCUUGCUCUCCAUGGGUUUUCUGGGUCCGGAGCAGCGUGUCAUGAACGAGGUUGUUGAGCUUGAUGGUCGCAAGAACAUUAAGACACCCGCUGGCCACUACAACACCAACCUUCCCGGUGUCUUCGCCGCUGGUGAUUGCCGUCGCGGUCAGUCCCUCAUCGUCUGGGGUAUCAACGAGGGUCGCCAGUGCGCUCGCGACGUGGAUUCCUUCCUGACUGGAUACGGCACUCAGCUCCCAGUCACCGGUGGUAUCGUCAAGCACACCCCUCUCAUGAACACCCACAAGCAGCAGAUCCCAGUCGCUGCUUAA
Molecule: messenger RNA, 6408 nt
Organism: Ascochyta rabiei
Lineage: Eukaryota; Fungi; Ascomycota; Dothideomycetes; Pleosporales; Didymellaceae
Product: Alanine dehydrogenase
Exons: 3
Coding region: 1-6408 (2135 amino acids)
Molecular function (GO): iron-sulfur cluster binding; glutamate synthase (NADH) activity; FMN binding
Source: RefSeq, a predicted model, not a curated record